This is a messenger RNA of Trifolium pratense (red clover), 2315 nucleotides long. Its product is annotated as subtilisin-like protease SBT4.14. Gene Ontology annotation, biological process: proteolysis. The coding region runs from base 11 to 2266 and encodes 751 amino acids. The transcript has 10 exons. The record is from RefSeq and is a predicted model, not a curated record. Gene Ontology annotation, molecular function: serine-type endopeptidase activity. NCBI's taxonomy places the organism in Eukaryota, Viridiplantae, Streptophyta, Magnoliopsida, Fabales, Fabaceae.
GUUUAUUCAUAUGUCAAGCAUGUUAAUGCUAAAUAUGUUUCUACAAAAACUUACCAACUGCUAUUCUCUUCUUUGGCUUCCAUUACUGCUGAUUAUACUAAGCAAUGUUUCAGUUAAUGGUGUUGAACAAAAGAAUUUUUACAUUGUUUUCUUAGGAGCACAUCCUGUUAGUAGAGAAGGAGCAAUAGAGAAUCAUUUAAAUAUUCUCUCAGCUGUUAAACAAAGCCAUCUUGAAGCCAAAGAAUCCAUAGUAUACAGCUACACAAAGAGCUUUAAUGCAUUUGCUGCUAAACUGUCCGAAGAUGAAGUCAACAAGUUAUCUGGCAUGAAUGAAGUGCUCUCAGUAUUACCGAAUCAGUACCGCAAGCUACACACAACAAGAUCAUGGGAUUUCAUUGGAUUGCCUUUGACAGCUAAGAGAAAACUGAAAUCAGAGGGCGACACAAUUGUGGCUCUUUUGGAUACAGGUAUAACUCCCGAGUUUCAAAGCUUCAAGGAUGACGGAUUUGGUCCUCCACCUGCUAAAUGGAAAGGAACUUGUGACAAAUAUGUUAAUUUCUCAGGCUGCAAUAACAAGAUCAUUGGAGCCAGAUACUUCAAACUUGAUGGAAGGUCUGAUCCAUCUGAUAUAUUAUCUCCCAUAGAUGUGGAAGGGCAUGGAACUCAUACUGCAUCAACAGCAGCUGGAAAUCUUGUCCCGAACGCAAGUCUCUUCGGAUUAGCCAAUGGUACGGCUCGUGGAGCGGUGCCUUCAGCUAGGUUGGCAAUUUACAAAGUCUGCUGGACAGAAGAUGGAUGUGCUGAUAUGGACAUACUUGCUGCAUUUGAGGCUGCUAUACAUGACGGCGUGGAUGUCAUAUCAGUUUCGUUAGGUGGAGGAAAUGCAAACUAUGCGCAGGACUGUAUAGCAAUUGGUGCAUUUCAUGCCAUGAGGAAAGGCAUAAUCACAGUUGCUUCUGCUGGAAAUGGUGGUCCAACUAUGGCGACUGUCGUAAAUAAUGCGCCAUGGAUAGUCACAGUAGCUGCUAGUGGCAUUGAUAGGGACUUUCAGAGCAUUGUAGAGUUGGGGAGUAGAAAAAUUGUUUCCGGAGAAGGAGUAAGCACUUUCAGUCCAAAACAAAAACAAUAUUCCCUUGUUAACGGAAUGGAUGCAGCGCGAAACUCUUCAAGAAAGGAAGACGCUAAGUUCUGCGAUGACGACUCCUUAGAGCCAAAAAAGGUAAAAGGAAAGAUUGUUUACUGUAAAUUUAGAACAUGGGGCACCGAUGCUGUUGUGAAAGCAAUAGGAGGCAUAGGUACUAUAGUUGAAAAUGAUCAAUUUCUUGAUGUUGCUCAAAUAUUCAGUGCUCCUGCUACCUAUGUGAAUGAAAGCACAGGUCAAAUUAUUACUAAUUAUAUACAAUCUACAAGAUCACCAUCAGCAGUGAUACAUAAGAGCCACGAAGUGAAAAUACCAGCUCCAUUUGUUGCUUCUUUUUCAUCAAGGGGUCCAAAUCCAGGAUCUCAGCAUGUUCUCAAGCCUGAUGUAACAGCUCCCGGCAUUAACAUCUUGGCAUCAUAUACACUUAGGACAUCAAUUACUGGUUUUGAAGGGGACACUCAAUUUUCAGAAUUUACACUAAUGUCCGGUACUUCCAUGUCAUGCCCUCAUGUUUCCGGAGUAGCAGCGUAUGUGAAAUCAUUUCACCCGGAUUGGACUCCUGCUGCAAUCAGAUCAGCUAUAAUUACCACAGCUAAACCUAUGAGCCAAAAAUUUAACAAGGAGGCAGAGUUUGCUUUUGGUGCCGGUCAAGUUAACCCAACAAGAGCUGUGAAUCCUGGUUUAGUCUACGACAUGGAUGACUUCGCUUAUAUCCAGUUCUUAUGCCACGAGGGAUAUAAUGGUUCCACUUUAUCAGUACUAAUUGGUUCUCCAAUAAAUUGCACUUCUUUGCUUCCUGGGAUUGGCCAUGACGCUAUUAACUAUCCUAGCAUGCAAUUAAGUGUGAAAAGCAACACAGAUAGAACAAUAGGAGUUUUCAGGAGACGAGUUACCAAUGUAGGUCCUGGACCAACCAUCUAUAAUGCCACCAUCAAAUCUCCGAAAGGAGUUGAAAUCACAGUAAGGCCUAAUAGUCUCAUUUUCUCGCAUUCCUUGCAAAAGAGGAGCUUCAAGGUAGUGGUGAAAGCAAAAUCUAUGGCAAGCAUGCAAAUUGUAUCAGGUUCGAUGAUUUGGAGAAGCCCUCGUUAUAUUGUUAGAAGCCCUAUUGUUAUCUACAGUCCAUGAAGUUACAUUUAGCAGUUGCCAAAAUCAAACUUGUAGCAUUUCCUGCUAA